Molecule: messenger RNA, 2538 nt
Organism: Psylliodes chrysocephalus
Lineage: Eukaryota; Metazoa; Arthropoda; Insecta; Coleoptera; Chrysomelidae
Source: the annotation of a GenBank genome assembly
CUUGUGUGUAAAAUAUCCGUUCAAAUUGACGCUAGCCUCGCCAUCUCUGUUUCGAUCAAAAAAGACGCGGCCAUUGAAAUACGCCCUCACAGGACAUUCUUGGAGUUAAGGGUGUGCAUAUUUAAAGUAGCACUCCUGUGUGAUCCAAGAUGAGUGCUACUUUUACAGAAGCCCCGACUAUUAAGUUGGAAGAAACGGGUGAAAAUGUCACGGAAAUUCAAUCUUACUUAGCUGGAUUUCAGAAAGAAAUCGUCGAAUCUACCAUUCAGCCAGGAUCAGGUACCGAGAACGAAAAUGAGCAAGAAGAAGGCACUUACUUCGUGGACCAAGCGGGCCACUACUAUUUCCAAGCGAAGGGUUCCACUCAACCCGUCAUGACCGUUAUGCCCGCUAUAAGUUCCACUAGCGAUCCUGACGAUUUCGUCAUUAACCAGGAAAAUGACGAGGAAGGAGAAGACUCGGAAGAUCCAAUUAUACAACAAGGAGAAAACAACCAAAUCCUGAUCAAUUCAGGAAACGCCUAUCAAAGGGUGACCGUCGUACCGACUGAUAACAAUUCCGGCGAACUCAGCUAUGUGCUUAUCGUACAGGAUCCUUCCGAUUUGAAGGAAGGUGAACAAAGUGACGGAGAACAAGAUAUGGCAGUGUACGAUUUCGACGAAGCAGAAGAAGCGGAAAUGCUGGACUCUGACACGGAAGACGACAAGAGUAAAAUAGUGAAAAUCCUGCCGCGAAAAUCGCAAGUGGUGGCACAGGCGCACAUGUGCAACUACUGCAACUACACCAGUCCGAAACGGUAUCUUCUAUCGAGGCAUAUGAAGUCUCACUCGGAGGAGAGGCCACACAAGUGUAGCGUGUGUGAAAGGGGGUUCAAGACAUUGGCGUCGUUGCAGAACCACGUCAAUACGCAUACCGGAACCAAACCGCACUCUUGCAAGUAUUGCGAUGCCGCUUUUACCACUUCGGGCGAACUGGUGCGCCACGUACGAUAUCGACAUACACACGAGAAGCCCCACAAGUGCACCGAAUGCGAUUACGCUAGCGUGGAAUUGUCGAAAUUGAAACGCCACAUCCGUUGCCAUACGGGCGAGAGACCCUACCAAUGUCCACAUUGCACUUACGCCAGCCCGGAUACGUUCAAAUUGAAACGCCAUCUCAGGAUACACACUGGAGAGAAGCCGUACGAGUGUGACGUUUGCCAUACGAGGUUCACGCAGUCCAACAGUCUUAAAGCUCACAAACUUAUACAUAACAUCGGAGACAAGCCGAUUUUCCAGUGUGACCUUUGUCCAACGACGUGCGGACGUAAAACCGAUUUACGCAUUCACGUGCAGAAAUUGCACACGUCAGAUAAACCGCUCAAGUGCAAGAGAUGCGGUAAAUCGUUUCCAGAUAGAUAUAGUUAUAAGCUCCAUAACAAAUCACAUGAGGGCGAAAAGUGCUACAAAUGUGACCUCUGUCCAUACGCUUCGAUCUCGGCGCGCCACCUAGAAUCCCAUAUGCUUAUCCACACCGAUCAGAAACCAUUCCAGUGUGAUCAAUGCGAUCAAUCGUUUCGCCAGAAGCAGCUGCUCAAGCGUCACCAAAAUCUCUACCACAAUCCCCACUAUAUCCCGCCACCUCCCAGGGAGAAGACGCACGAAUGCCCAGAAUGUACGCGGGCGUUUCGACACAAGGGGAAUUUGAUCAGGCACAUGGCUUUGCACGAUCCCGAUCCAACGAUACAGAGGAAGCAGCUCGAGUUGAAAUUGGGCCGGCAAAAGAAGAUCCAAAUGAUCGACGGGCAACAGGUUGAAGUGAUGCAAGGCAUGGGUUCGGAGGACGAAGAAGAAAUCGAUAUGAUGGCUGUAGAAGGUUCGGACGGGCAACAGUAUGUCGUUUUGGAAGUGAUACAGUUGGGAGACGGCGAAGAACAAGCCAUGGUCGUUGGCGAAGGUGCUGGAGAACUAUUAAGCGAAAGCAUCCUACCUGACCACGAUCUGAAUGACGAGGAAGUGAUCAAAGCCUUACAGACAGCCCGAAGGGUGACGAAGCAGGAGCUGGAGGACGAAGAAGAGGAAGAAGAUGAAGAGGACGAAAAGAAAGUUUCGGCGACUGAUAUGCAAAACUGUUUCGGUUUUGACGAAGACGAGGAGGAUGAGGAGGAAGAAGAAGAUGAAGACGAUGAUGAUGAAAUUGGUAUGAGAGGAAGCAAAGAAACCAUCACCAUCUUGGGUGGCAUGAAUUAGGAGCAAAUGAUACAAAAUAAUUUUUUAAUUUAUCAAUAAUAAUUAAUAUAAUAAUUUUUAUGUUCAAAUAAUUAUCGAGUAGUUGGAUUUAUUACUUAUUAGUUUUUUUAGUCAUUAAUUUUUAUGAUUUUCCUACUCACCCUGUAAAUUUUUGUACAUAUUAAUCUACAUGUCGCGCACCUUUUUAUAAUAUAUUUAGAUAGUCCUUUUUACUGGUAUGUAUAUAUUGAAAAAAUGCAGUUAUAGUUACGGUUAUGAAAUUUAUAGAUCCGUUGAAGAUUUUUAAAUCUGAAAUAAAAGAUUGGUUAUA